This is a messenger RNA of Penicillium paradoxum, 3006 nucleotides long. RefSeq names its product DNA ligase (ATP) DNL4. Bases 1 to 3006 code for a protein of 1001 amino acids. Gene Ontology annotation, molecular function: DNA ligase (ATP) activity; ATP binding; DNA binding. Gene Ontology annotation, cellular component: DNA ligase IV complex. Lineage: Eukaryota; Fungi; Ascomycota; Eurotiomycetes; Eurotiales; Aspergillaceae. Gene Ontology annotation, biological process: double-strand break repair via nonhomologous end joining; DNA recombination; nucleotide-excision repair, DNA gap filling. The record is from RefSeq and is a predicted model, not a curated record. The transcript is spliced from 7 exons.
AUGGAUUCUGACGAGAUCUUGGCCCAGGAUGGCCUCAAGCCGGAGAUAGAGGAGGAUUUGGAUGAAAAAUACCCCAAUAGACCUCACAAUCGAGCUCCGACAUUGCCGUUCCACGACUUGUACAUUGACCUGUUUAAUCCUUUGAGUGAGCUUAAAAAGAAGCCUACCGUUUCCGCGCCAGCCCGUCGAAAAGUUGGCCCACACGGCAAAGGUGCUGCAAAUCUCAACCCGUUCGAACGUCGACGCGAUGUGAUUGAGCGCUUCAUUUCGCGGUGGCGCAAGGAAGUCGGCGAUGACAUAUAUCCCGCGCUGCGAUUAAUUCUUCCUGACAAAGAUCGUGAUCGACCUAUGUAUGGCAUCAAGGAGAAGGCUAUUGGGAAGAUGCUUGUCAAGAUCAUGAAAAUCAAUAAAGAAUCAGAAGACGGACAUAAUCUUAUGAACUGGAAACUUCCUGGCCAGGGUGCUGGAGCUCGUAUGGCGGGUGAUUUUGCCGGAAGAUGCUUUGAUGUUCUCUCGAAACGACCUAUGCGCACCGAGCCGGGCGAUAUGACGAUCGACGAGGUGAAUGAGAAGUUAGACAAGUUAUCUGCUGCGUCAAAGGAGGAUGAGCAACUACCAAUAUUGACAGAGUUUUACCGGCGAAUGAAUCCCGAAGAACUUUUGUGGCUCAUCCGCAUCAUUCUUCGACAGAUGAAGGUUGGUGCUACCGAACGAACACUCUUUGAUGUUUGGCACCCCGAUGCCGAGAAUUUGUACAGUAUUUCCAGCAGCCUGCGACGUGUGUGUUGGGAGCUUCAUGAUCCCAAUAUCCGACUCGAGGGAGAGGAGCGAGGUAUUGCAUUGAUGCAAUGCUUCCAACCGCAGCUAGCCCAAUUUCAGAUGCAUUCAUUCGACAAAAUCAUUGCUCGUAUGAAACCAACAGAAGAUGACAAUGUAUUUUGGAUUGAGGAGAAGUUGGAUGGUGAGCGCAUGCAACUCCACAUGGUGCCUGACGAAUCAACCAACGGCGGUCGAAGAUUUGGCUUUUGGUCGCGGAAAGCGAAAGAAUAUACCUAUCUCUACGGGAAUGGUAUUUACGAUGAGAACGGUGCUCUGACAAGGCAUCUGAAAGAUGCAUUUGUGGAUGGAGUCCAGAGCAUCAUUCUUGAUGGCGAAAUGAUCACUUGGGAUCCUGAACAGGAUGCCAUCGUUCCUUUUGGCACACUGAAGACCGCGGCGCUCUCGGAACAGCGCAAUCCUUUCUCAAACGGACCCCGGCCUUUGUACCGCGUUUUCGAUAUUUUACAUCUGAAUGGACGCGAUCUGACAAAAUAUACCCUCCGUGAUCGCCGCAAUGCCCUCAAAAAGACCAUCCGACCUGUCCAUCGACGCUUCGAGAUUCACCCUUACGAGGAAGCUACCACAACAACAGAAGUCGAAGCAGCUCUGCGGAAGGUCGUUGCCGAAGCUUCAGAGGGUCUUGUGUUGAAGAACCCUCGCUCUCCAUACCGACUGAACGAACGCCAUGAUGACUGGAUGAAAGUGAAACCAGACUAUAUGACUGAAUUUGGAGAGUCUCUUGACGUUGUUGUGAUUGGUGGAUACUAUGGUUCAGGUCAUCGAGGAGGUGCCUUAUCCAGUUUCCUCUGCGGGCUACGAGUAGACGGCGAUUCCACCCAAGGAGCAGAUCCUACGAAAUGCUGGUCCUUUUGCAAAGUUGGUGGUGGGUUCACUGCAGCUGACUAUCAGGAAGUCCGUCAUCAUACAGAGGGCAAGUGGAAGGAGUGGGAUGCGAAAAGGCCACCAACUUCCUUUAUCGAACUCGCUGGCGGCGACGCUCAGCAUGAGCGUCCAGAUAUGUGGAUCAAGCCGUCUGACUCGAUUGUUCUGUGUGUAAAAGCUGCCUCAGUCGCAGUCAGUGAUCAAUUCCGCAUGGGAUUGACGUUGCGCUUCCCUCGCUUCAAGAAGUUGCGCAGGGACAAGGACUGGAAGACCGCGCUCUCGAUCCAGGAGUUCCUUGAUCUCAAGUCUAAUGCAGAGCAGGAGCACCGGGAAAAAGAGUUCUCUGUUGACAAUUCUCGAAAGAAGCGAGUGAAAAGAGCAACUAAGAAACCACUCGCAGUUGCUGGCUACGAAGAGAAUGUCGAUGCCCAGUACAUCGGGCCUUCUGGGCAUAUUUUUGAUGAGCUUAACUUCUUCGUGAUGACCGAGUCGAGCGCCCCAGAAAAGAAAACAAAAUCUCAGCUGGAACAACUUGUAAAAGCCAAUGGGGGCAAGAUCUAUCAAACUAAUACGGCUGCGGUCGAUACAAUAUGUAUUGCUGAGCGGAGAACAGUCAAAGUCGCUUCAUUGCAGAAAAAUGGACAGCAAAACAUAAUCCGACCAUCUUGGCUCCUCGACUGUGUAAAGCAGAAUGUUAUAGAUGCAGGCCUGCCCGAUCUUCUUCUACCGUUUGAGCCCAAACAUAUGUUUUUCAUGACAGAGGGCACAGAGGAAGAAGUUACAGCAAAUGUCGACAAAUUCAUGGAUAGCUAUACUCGCGACACAACCGUCGACGAGCUCACGGACAUAUUCAAGCAAAUGGACGAGAACCGAGACCAAUCGGACUAUACCGUGGACCCAGAAACUUUCCAGCGAAUCGAGACUCAAAUUCAAGACAAAGUAAACGCCGGCUACACAGCUCCAUGCGGUUGGCUCUUCCGCGGCCUAACAUUCCACUUUUACUCAACCGACAGCGAAAACGAACACAGCCCCCAAGAACUGAAAAAGACCCACCGUCUCCAGUUCGCUCGCAACACAGCUCGAUUCGCCGGCGCAGCAAGUGCCACUUCUCUACAAAGCUCGGGCAUCACACAUGUGAUAAUUGAUCCGGAAACACUGUCUUCGACAGAUAUCUCAUCUCUCCGAAGCUCCCUUGCCGCGCAUCCGGGUAACAAAAUGCCGCACCUUGUGAGCGUGGACUGGGUAGAAGAAAGCUGGAAGAAUGGCACGUUGGUGGACGAGGAGAGAUUCCCGGCUCCGCGAUGA